CUCUACUCGAUUUUAAAUUUUUAGCAAAAUAUGUAAUAACUGAUAAAUCGUAAUGCCCCAUGUGCCAUGACAAAGUAUGUGUAUUUUUUCUUGGGUUUUCCUCAGUUAUCUACGACUACGAUAUUAAUUGGUUUAUGGCUACUACCUAUAUAGUUACUGCAAAUAUACCUAUAGUGGUUUCGAUUUUUCUUCGUUCAAUGUUCAGUUGCCGGUAAUUAUUACUUUUUGCAGUUAAAAUUAUUUUUAAUUUCUUUUCAUCCGUUGUACGGUCUUUUUACUCACCAUCGCAAUCGAAAUGGCUGGCGAGAAUAACUUCUGUAAAUAUAAUGAUCUGCUAUAUUAUGAUAAAAAUGGAUCAAAAAAUAAUGGAAAUUUAACUCCGAUAUAUGGACCUUAUGAAAAACUUCACCUUAGUGAUUGGGGUCAAUCAAAUAUACACCAUGAGAUUGUACAGGCCUUUAAUAAAAUGAAUAUAAAACAAAUGAAACCGAUACAACAAAAUUCAUUUUUAUAUUUAAUGAAUCACUAUAAUACAGCAAUGGUUGGCUUUUCAAAAGGAAAAUCUAUUUCUUACUUAGCAAGUAUUUGUUCUUCAGUUUUGAGCAAUAGUAAUGAUGAAAUGAAAAGUUUUGUUAUUGGGCCCAAAGCUAUUAUUCUAAGUAGUUCUUUAGCAUCAUGCUCUAGAUUAGAAUAUUUAUCGAAUGAACUUUUCUCCUCAACUAUAAAAAAGAAUAAUGUUGCUAUAGCUUAUGAAUCCAUUUCAGUGCAACACACUAUAGCAGCUUUGUGUAAUGGAUGUGAUAUUUUAAUUGCUACUCCAACAGGUCUCCAUAAUUUGUUAACCCAAACAAAAAUGUUUAAUUAUUCAAAUCUAAAACAUUUUGUUUUUGAUAAUAUAGAUCUACUACUGGAUAAUUAUAAAAAUCAAAUGCCUCACUUUCUUCAAAUUUUAACAGAACUUAAAAAAAAAGAAGAAAAAUACGGUAUACAAUUGAUAUCGACAUCAGUCAAAUGGAAUAAAGAUGUAGAUAUAUUUUUAAACCAGUUGUUUGUAAAAUGGCAGUAUAUUUUUGGCUCUCCCUUAGAAGCUGCUCGCUAUAUGAAAAUAGGGUUUAAUCUUGUACAAGUCAAAGAUGAUAAACUAGAAAAAAUACUAGAAUUUUUAAAAAAUAAUACAAAGUACCUUCGAAGUGUUUUGGUUACAUCAGAUUCUGAUGAACUAGGCAUAAUUUCUAGUUAUAUUCAGCAACACGAUUCUAGUAUAGAGGUUCUGGUGCCAAAUCAAAUGAGAAUUUCUAAUGUAUAUACAUUGCAACAAUGGAAUGAGCCAUUAGAAAAAAACCAACGUGUAUUAAUUUGUAGUGAUAAUAUGAUGAUUGAUUUGUAUGUUGUUGAUGCMGAUUGUCUAAUACAUUAUGAUAUUCCAACUGACAAACAUAAAUUUUCAAUAAGAUUCAGUGUUUUAGAUAAUUCUAACAAUGUUUUUAUAAAUAAAAGGCGUAGUAGUUAUAUAUUUUUAAGUAACAAUAUUAAAGACAUGUUGCAGUUGCCAAAAGUGGUUGAAGUCAUGAAAGAUUUUGGUAAUGGUGAAGUGGAUCCUAUUUUGCUGAAACAUGCUAAGAAUAUAAAUGACUCUUUAGAAAAAGAAAAGAAAAAUUGUUUAUUAUGCAGUGAAAUACUACAAUUUGGUUAUUGUUCUAAACCUAUGACAUGCCAGAGUCGUCACAUUUUAUUCAAACAAGUUGAUGAUCCCGGUGUUAAUAUUCCUAGAUCUGGAUUAGCUAUUGUAAAAAUUUUAAAUGUCUAUGAUGCAUCUCACAUGUCUGCCAAACUUUUGAAACUGAAUUGUACAAAUACUCUCAAUGAUGAGCAAUAUUGGUCAAAUGUUAUAGACCAUUCUGAUACCAUUAAUCAUAAGCUCAAUUCACACUUUUCAAAAAGGGACUCUGAAGUUCUUCAUGAAAAACCUAAUCCUGGAGAUAUUGUUGCUGUACAGAUUGAUUCUAGUACUAGGAAAAUAAACAAUACUGCAUAUUUCAGGGCUCUUGUUAUUAAUGUUGUUGACAAAAAUACAACAAACCCUAAAGUGAAAGUUAAACUAAUUGAUGAAGGAUAUGUUGAAACUAUAUCGAAAUGGAAAGUGUUUGUGUUACCUGAUAUGUUAAAAAGUAUACAUACUACUAUUGUGGAUAUGUUUUUGGCAUCUGUAAAACCAAUUGGCUUUGAUAAAACAUGGUGUGCUCAAGCAAACCAUCGUCUUAUAAAACAUUUGAAAGAUGUUACUAUUUGCAAUAAUACAAUUAUUGUAAAGGUUAAAAUGGCACUUGGAACUACCAUAUGGAUCCAAAAAUUGUAUGAAAAAUAUUGGGACUCAAAUUUAAAAAAAUAUGAAUUCAAGGAAAUUUUACCUGAGAUUUUGUUAAAUAAUGGCUAUGCAGAUAUAAAUUUUGAACACAUAGAUAAUCUAAGAGAACUCAGUAUUUCAGCUGGUAUUUCCAAGCCACUACAAAUAGAAAAGAAUUUUAUGGAAAAUAAAGAACUAAGCAUAGAAGAAUUCAUGUCUAUUUAUAAAUUGCCUCAACCCCAAUGGGCUCAUCUGGACCAAAGUGUCACUUUGGUUUCUGUAGACUGUAUUAUUAGCCAUAAACUGUUUUUUGUUGGAAAUAACAAGUACUAUGAUAGACUUGACAAUCUUCAACUAAUGAUUGAUAAAUAUAUUGAAGAAAAACAGUUAACAAAAUUAAAACAUAUUAUUAAUGGAGCACUUUGUUUAGCCAAAUAUCCAAAAACUGAUAAGUUUAACCGUGUCAAAAUUAUUGAAAAAUCUGGUAAUGGAUUUGUUGAAGUUUUAUUUGUUGACAAAGCUGAAUUUCUUAAUAUUAAAAUUCAUUUUUUGCUUACAAUACAUCCAGACCUAAUCACUUACUUACCAUUUCAAGCGAUUGAAUGCAGUUUAAGUGGCGUUAACGAUAAAUUACCUACAAACAACGAGCUGGAUGAACUAGUUGGCUAUUUAUUUGAUAUCAUGCCAAAUUCAUUAUAUUUAAAAGUUAUUAACACUAUUUCAUCAACAACAUAUACUGGCGGUAGUCACUAUGAAGUGAUGUUAUAUGAUGCAGACAUUACUGUUAAUUUGGAGUUUCAAACAAAAUUCAGUCAAUACUGUGACGAUUUCCAAAUGUCUGAAUUGUUAAAUAUUAUAAACACUGAGUAUAAUAAAGAUACUUCUAUAGAAGAUGAUAAAAAUAUUCCAUAUGUUUUUGAUGAAAAAAAAUUUGAAAUUGAAGAUAUGAAUCCUGAUGAACUGAAGAUAGAACAAGAAUUUUUUGAUAAACUUGGAACUGUGGUUUUUGGAGAAGCUUAUGCAAAUAUGUUUAAACGUGCAGAUCAAAAUAUUGUGGAUGUUAAAAAAGAAGAUUUCUUAAAAAUCACUGAUAUGACACCAGUAAAUGAAAAUGGGCCUCCUAAAGUUUGUGCUAACAUUGAACCAAUUAAAACUAAAGAGAUAAGUCCUAAUAAUGAUACAGCUAUACUUAAUGAUAUGUAUGAGCUAAAUAAUUGUAAACAAAAACUAAAGGAAAAAAGACGAAACAUUUGCUUAACAUGUAAUACUAAUAUACGGUCAAUUAUUCCUGUAUGUACUUGGCAUGAAGAUAGAAAUAAUAUUUAUUUAAAACUGCAUAUCCUUGAAAUAGAUAAUUUCAAUGUUGACUGUACAAUGGAGGGUAUUAAGUUUAAGUCUCAAUUCAAAAAUUUUUCGUAUGAGUUUUGUGUUAGACUCUAUGGUUUAAUUCUUGAUAAAAGUAUAACUUAUAGACAUAAUUAUGAAGGAUUCCAUAUCAAAGCUGAAAAAUUGUACAAAACAGAUUAUAAAUGGCCACAGUUAUUUUUAUGUCGAAAGUAUCAUACAUACUUAAAAUAUGAUACAGAACAUAUUGAAAUCAAAGACUUUUCCUUCUGGACAAAAGAAAUGAACAAGUUUAAAGUUAUAGCCAAAGGUACUCCUCUGAACUCAAUGAAUGAUGAAUGUUCCAGUACAGACAGCUGUGAUGACAGCGAAAAUGAAGAACACUUUGAUUAUGAUGAUUUUAUUGAUUACUAAUACAAGUUUUUAUGUAUUUUUAUUUGAAAAUUUACCAGUUUUUAAGUUAUUUUAAUAUUGUACCUCGCCAAGUGACCAGUAAAAUGCAUACAUA
Molecule: messenger RNA, 4196 nt
Organism: Diuraphis noxia (Russian wheat aphid)
Lineage: Eukaryota; Metazoa; Arthropoda; Insecta; Hemiptera; Aphididae
Gene: SoYb
Product: Sister of Yb
Biological process (GO): germ-line stem cell division
Molecular function (GO): ATP binding; nucleic acid binding
Source: RefSeq, a predicted model, not a curated record